This is a messenger RNA of Amoebophrya sp. A120, 1641 nucleotides long. The record is from the annotation of a GenBank genome assembly. Lineage: Eukaryota; Dinophyceae; Syndiniales; Amoebophryaceae.
AUGCAAAGCGACGACUGAGAGUUGUUGAAGCGGGGCGUCACUGAAGAGGUGGAAAUUCGCUGAACCCUGCAGUUUUGUCAUGCGAGGCGAUCUUCAGUGAGUCCACAAAUGCCUGUAGACAACUACUUUCACAAGAUGUAGCUGCAACGUUUUCGAUUCAGACCGGCAUGGUUUCUCAGCGGGGCGAGGCGGCCGGCCGCACUGCCGCAGCGUUAGGAGUAAGUGACGGACAGCUGCAGCCUGCCUCCUGUAGCAGCUCCACCAGGUCGACUGCACAAGAAUUAGGCAGGGAUCAGAGUUCCUCCUCCUCGGCGAGCGGCCGAGACCUGGAAAAAGCGGCCGUUGAAGAUGCCACCGGCACCAUGCCAGACCAGACCCCACAGAAAAAUAGCGGUUGGUUCGGCACCCUCGGCCCGGCCGGGACGGCCCUGCUCGCGUUUCCGAUGUGCGUCGCACACUGAUGUUGGCCCGCGCUCGCGGGAUCGCUCUUGGGGUUCGCGGUCUCCAAGGAAUCACUAGAGGCAAGCUACGUGUUCCAAGCGGCACUGAUGCUGGCCUUGCUGACAAAUUUGACGCAGUACGUGUACAAUCCGAAGGAUAGGACUGCCGCAGUGCUGAUGGCCCUCGCCACGGUCUGUCUCGUCAUCGGACCCAUGCGCAACAUGUGUUUUGCGGUAAUAGAAGAAUUUGAACAUGUUUUCCUCGUGCCUGAUAGAAAAGAAAAAGUUCAUUUUGGAUGUACGAUUGUUUCCGGGAACAGCAACAAACUCAAACUUCAGAAACUCAUGAGGUCUCCUUCCAUGGGGUAUGUCCUACUCUACAGAUCUGCAUGCAGUCAUACAAGAUGGCGGGGCAGGUGGAUCAGACGAUUGAGAUGGUGCUCGAUAUCAGCUUCAACCCGCUUCUGACCAGCAAGCUGAUCCAAUACUACACCACUUUGGGCACGGUUCUUCUCGCGGUCUCCACGGCGAUCCACAUGGACAUUGUCGGGAAGUUCUCCAGUUUGUACCAGGAGGCGAAGCGAAACGUGGCUGGGGAAGACGCGCAGAAGAAUUCUACCGGGGAAGAGCAAGAGCAAGGGAUGCCACUGGUCAAAGAUUGUGCUACCUGACACUAGCUUGAUGAUCUUGGUGCUGUCCUCGUAAGUAACCAGGAUCCCGUUGCAAUUCACUGGGGCGACAGGAGAGGGAAUCAGUUGUGAAUUGUGCUGUGCCAAUACCGGGAGGGGGGCAUCAUUCCUAUCCGUUUUUUCUUUUCACUUUUUGAAAAAGGAUGGCUGCAGAAGUUUCGGGAAGUUUUGCCUCGCUGGUUCUUGCCGUAUGUUGAUGCUUGGGUGAUGCAGUUCGUAGUUUCCGAUUUUAUCACGGCUUCGAAUCAUUAACAGUGAUCUUUGCUUAAGCUCUCAAGGACGCAGCACGCAGUUUUUAGAGCUUGUGCGGGGUGAUUUUAGAAAAUUUUCUUGCGUGGCGGAGAAACUUCACCGGUACUAUUACUAGCACUUGGCCAAAUUAGUAAAUUUCCUUCCUAGUAGUCGGUUUCUUAUUGAAAUUGCAGGAUGUCUCAAAAAAAAGAAAGUCACGCCAACGAUUUCAAAAUCGAAUCUGUUGCCACGACAGGCAGAAAAAAUCGGUACGAUGUGAG